UUGAUGUUAUCUUAUAAACUUAUAUCGGUUGCAGAGGGCCUGCAAAGAUCCGAAGCAGUGUUCGGCUGUUGGAAAGCACGUGUCUCACUAAAGACUCUGUAACUGACUGCUAAUGAGGAUCAGAUAGCUGUUAAUGUGCUGUAGAUUGGCUGAAGAGACUGAACGGGGCACAAAAAAAAAACAAAAAAAAACACACACAGUAGAGUGUGAAUACAUAAAACCGUAAACCAGAGACUACGUUCUACUAGUUUGCCUUUAAACACUGAACCACUCAAACACACAGACUUUAAAGAACAGGUUUGUUUUUCAAAAGCGAUGUUAAAAGUUGGAGAAUAUUUCAUUUCUGUAAAUCAUUAUAUAAGCGCGCGUUUCCCUGAGUAUCUCGGGUGCCUUGUGUUAAUUACUAGAUGUCUAAUUAAAUUAAUGUCAUACGAGUCGGCCAAUAGGACAGGGGAGGCUGAGGACUCAAAUCCAUGUAUAUUCAAACGCUCCUCCCCUGAAAGCCUGUAGCAAAUGGAAGUGCCAAGAAGGCGAAUAUAUAAGUGGUCUGAACCGGUUUCAUUACCUGCAGAUAGUAAAACUAAUUUGUGAAAAGCUGGAGGUGGGGGCGAUAGGGUUAAGUGUAGUAGGGAGACGAGCGAACAAGUCAUUUGCAUUGCUAUAUGUUUGUCUUAAUCAAUUUUCUCUAUGCAUUGUACAUAUGCAUUUUAAACUGGAUCCCUUUAUUUUUGUACCUUGCUGAUUUCUUAUUUAUUUUCAAAGGAUGCAGUUAGAGUCGGUCUUGCCCAGCACAACUCUUGGUAUACCCAAUACUUUUUUUAAUCGAUCUCAGUCCGAAAGGAUCAAUAAUAGCCCGGGAUCAACACAGCUAGAUUUCCAGGACGUAGAUAGGACUGACUCUGACCAAGGGAGAGGGUCAAAAAAGUUUAUGAUCGGCGGCAGCAUGCUGAGUGAAGGGGACAGCGAAAACUUCUCUGGGACCAAAGCCGCACCAGACGGGCACAAACGUUCCCCCGUGGUGGGAGAGGAAGACCUAUCCAGCAGCGGUCGUUACAAUUUAGAUGGACUGAUUUCAGAAAGAUAUUUCCUGUCGUCCACGUCUCAGCAGAGUACAGACGUUGGUAACCCAUGCUCCCUCUUCCCCUAUACGGGACAACCCGGGGCAUUAUACUCUGGUCCUAACGGCACCCGGUACCCUUCCUCUCUCCACUAUGGAUCUAUGCUGCCCCCGACCGGGUUUACCUCUGCUGUCUGUGCCGGGAGGAAUCAAUUUAGUCCGGGGUAUCAAUUUACACAAGGCACGGGGUCUCUAUAUUCAUCAUACUCAGGAUCAGUCUCAGCUAUGGGCUCCAUUUCGAUCCCUGGGACAGAGACCGGGAUGCGGGCUCAAGUCUACCUCUGUAACCGGCCCCUGUGGCUGAAGUUUCACCGGCAUCAGACCGAAAUGAUCAUCACUAAACAGGGCAGACGUAUGUUCCCUUUCCUAAGUUUCAACAUGACCGGUCUGAACCUCACAGCUCACUACAACGUGUUUGUUGAAGUUGUCUUGGCUGAUCCAAAUCAUUGGCGGUUUCAAGGAGGAAAAUGGGUAACCUGCGGGAAAGCUGACAAUAAUAUGCAAGGUAACAAAAUGUACGUGCACCCCGAGUCCCCCAACACCGGAGCACACUGGAUGAGGCAGGAGAUCUCGUUUGGUAAACUGAAGCUAACGAAUAACAAAGGCGCCAACAACAGUACCCAGAUGAUAGUCCUACAGUCUCUACACAAAUAUCAGCCCCGCCUUCAUAUUGUUGAGGUCACUGAAGAUGUUGAAGAUAUGAGCAGUGAGUCAAAGACACAGAUGUUUACCUUCCCAGAAAACCAGUUCAUAGCAGUGACUGCUUACCAGAAUACAGAUAUCACACAGCUGAAAAUUGAUCACAACCCUUUUGCAAAAGGUUUCCGGGACAAUUAUGAUUCAAUGUACACAGCUCCAGAAAGUGACAGACUUACCCCCUCCCCAACCAAUUCCCCUCGAUCCCACCAGAUUGUACCUGGUGCUCGCUAUGCAGUCCAGCCUUUCUUCCAGGACCAACUGGUCAACAACCUGCCGACAAGCAGGUUCUACAAUGGUGAGCGAACAGUGCCCCAGACGAAUGGCAUCCAGUCCCCUCAUACAGAAGAUCUUGGCACCCCUUCAACGCAGAGGUGGUUUGUCACUCCGGUUCAACAGACUGGCUCCAAUAAACUGGACCUUCCCUCUUACGAGAGUGACUACUCCCCCGGCACCCUGCUGCCCUACAGUAUCAAAUCCUUGCCCCUCCAGAGUUCCCAUGCCCUCGGCUAUUACCCAGACUCUGCCUUUGCUUCAGUGGCAGCAGGGUGGGGCACAAGAGGCACUUACCAGCGGAAAAUUACCACUGGGUUGCCCUGGUCCCCAAGACCAAGCCCCUCUGGCUUUCUGGAAGAUCACCUGUCCAGCAAAGACAAGCCAAGGGAAGAGACCAACUCCACUUUGUGGAUCGACCCCUCUCCUUCCGUUAAGUCCUUGGACUCUUCAGAUUUUGACGUUUACUCCGCUGUCUGUAAAAAGAGACGCAUCUCCCCCAGCUGUUCAAGCACUGAAAACUCCCCUACCAUCAAAUGUGAGGACAUUAGUUCUGAUGAACAUGGCAAAGAGAGCUCAAAAUCCAUGGGUUACUAUGCUUUCUACACAAGCCCUUAACUGUUUAGUUCAGUUUUUUUAGUUUUUCUCAAUGCUUGAAUAGUCUGAACUUGGAUGGUUCCAGGUGUGUCCCAUUAGUGUGCCAAAAUGAAUAUAUAUUUUGCCUUCCACCUUUUUAUGUAUGCCAUUGUGUAUUUCUUGCUGAAGGUGCCAAAGCUAUUUGAUUGAUUGCUUCAAGCAAGUUGUACUUGCAUAUUUUUUUUUUUGUGACAAAAGCAGUAUUUAGUAAUUCUUUUUAAUACAUGCAUGCCCAACUUUUUCUUAUUUGCAACUGGUUUUAUUUAUUGAAAGCUAUCAUGUACAGUUUGUGUACUGUAGAAUGUGAGGUCUCUUGUACAAAGUGUCUACAUAGCGAUGUCU
Messenger RNA from Polyodon spathula (Mississippi paddlefish), 3064 nucleotides. Its product is annotated as eomesodermin-like. Gene Ontology annotation, biological process: regulation of transcription by RNA polymerase II; positive regulation of DNA-templated transcription; mesoderm formation. Bases 764 to 2704 code for a protein of 646 amino acids. Gene Ontology annotation, cellular component: nucleus. Lineage: Eukaryota; Metazoa; Chordata; Actinopteri; Acipenseriformes; Polyodontidae. The transcript has 6 exons. Gene Ontology annotation, molecular function: DNA-binding transcription factor activity, RNA polymerase II-specific; RNA polymerase II cis-regulatory region sequence-specific DNA binding. The record is from RefSeq and is a predicted model, not a curated record.